This is a messenger RNA of Papaver somniferum (opium poppy), 1201 nucleotides long. Its product is annotated as probable carboxylesterase 9. The coding region runs from base 427 to 1101 and encodes 224 amino acids. Lineage: Eukaryota; Viridiplantae; Streptophyta; Magnoliopsida; Ranunculales; Papaveraceae. Gene Ontology annotation, molecular function: hydrolase activity. The transcript has a single exon. The record is from RefSeq and is a predicted model, not a curated record.
ACAUCACUAACCACCUCUCUUAAAAGUUACUCCAUCCCACAUUCCCAAUUUAACAAUCAACUCAAGAACACAAAAUUCAGCAAAAAAAAAAUCCUAGAAAAAAAUAUGGCAGAUGAUUCUACGGAAACACUUCUCAAUUCAAUGACUAGCACCAUGAAUCCAUACGAAGUACUCGGGAUCAUUCACAACCCAGCUAUUGAUACUCUCACUAGAAACUCUCCAAAUCCAAUCACCAAUUCAAAUGAUGAUCCAGACACCAAAGAUAUUGAGUUAAACCCCAAACACAAAACCUAGAUCAGAAUUUUCAGACCAUCCGAAUCUCAACAUAACCAUGAACAACUUCUUCCACUGGUAAUAUACUUUCAUGGAGGUGGGUUCAUCUUAUAUAAUGCAAAUUCAACGAUUUUCCAUAACUUCUGCAAAUCCAUGGCGAAUCAGGUAUCGGCGAUAGUACUCUCCGUAGAGUAUCGUCUCGCACCAGAGAACCGACUACCGGCGGCUUAUGAGGAUGCCGUGGAAUCUCUAAUUUGGGUUCAAAACCAAGCUUUGGAUACCGUAAAUGGUGAACCAUGGUUGAGAAAUUAUGGUGAUUUCUCAAAAUGUUUCAUUAUGGGGUGUAGCGCAGGAGGAAAUAUUGCGUAUAAUUCAUGUUUAGGAGCAUCAGAGUUGGAUUUAGAACCAAUAAAGAUUUGUGGGUUAAUAUUGAACCAACCAUAUUUUGGUGGAGUAGAAAGAAGUAAAUCUGAAUUGAGAUUGGUUAAUGAUAAGUAUGUGCCUUUAGUUGUUAAUGAUUUGAUGUGGGAAUUAGGAUUACCAGUUGGGGUAAAUAGAGAUCAUGUUUACUGUAAUCCAUUUGUUGUUGGAGUCGAUGAGAAUUUAGAGAGGAAAUUAAGGUUUAUGAAGAAAUGUUUAGUUACUUGUAGCAAUGAAGAUCCCUUAAUUGAUAGGGAUAUCCAGUUUGUGAAGAUGUUAGAAGAAGAGGGUGUGAAAGUUGUGAGUUGGAUUGAGGAAUUUGGGUUUCAUGGCAUGGCACAUUCUCAUCCAGUGAAAGCUCAAGAAAUGCUACAAGUUGUUAGAGAUUUCAUAUUUUGUGAAGAUUGAGACGAUGUUAUUUGUCCACCCUUAUUUGUAAUUGGAAUGUUGUUAUCCACACAUCCAUGUAAUUUAUUUUUUUGGUUUCUAUAUCACUGUUUUAGAGCAA